GACCAAUCUGGUGGUCUGCGUUUUCAAAGUAGUGCCUUUGAAAGAUUCCUGGAAGAAUUAUUCUUAUCAAUCUCUCUCCUUCCUUCUCCUCGUUUUCUCCGUGAGCGGCGACAAGAGUUCUGCAUCUUCAGGGGGGAAGCUAUGUCUGCGGUGGAGGAGAAGAGACCAUUGAUGAUGAGGGGAGGAGAAUCAUCACCAUCAUCUGAUCGGAACCUCCCUGAUUUCAAAAAAUCCGUGAAGCUCAAGUACGUCAAGCUAGGUUACCAUUACCUCAUCACGCACGGAAUGUACCUCCUCCUCUCCCCUCUCCUCCUCCUCAUCGCUGCUCAGGUCUCCACCUUCUCCCGCAAGGAUCUCGCCACCCUCUGGGAGCAUCUCCAGUACAAUCUCAUCUCAGUGGUCCUCUGCUCGGCUCUCCUCGUCUUCAUAACCACCAUCUACGUCAUGACUCGCCCCCGUCCUGUCUACUUGGUCGACUUCUCCUGCUACAAACCCGACGAUGCUCGCAAAUGCACCAAGAAGAUCUUCAUGGAACGGUCCAAACUCACCGGCUCGUUCACCGAGGAGAAUCUCGAGUUCCAGAGGAAGAUUCUCCAGCGUUCGGGGCUUGGGGAGUCGACUUACUUGCCUCAGGCUGUCCUCAACGUUCCUCCGAAUCCUUGCAUGGCGGAAGCGAGAAAGGAAGCUGAGGCUGUGAUGUUUGGAGCUAUAGAUGAGCUUCUUGCUAAGACCAAUGUGAAUCCUAAGGAUAUUGGGAUCUUGAUUGUUAACUGCAGCUUGUUCAACCCUACUCCUUCUCUAUCCGCUAUGAUUGUUAACCACUAUAAGCUCCGUGGUAACAUACUCAGCUACAACUUGGGAGGAAUGGGAUGCAGCGCGGGGUUGAUUUCGAUAGAUCUCGCCAAGCAUCUCCUCCACUCCAUCCCCAACACUUAUGCUAUGGUGAUCAGCAUGGAGAACAUCACGUUGAACUGGUACUUCGGGAACGAUAGGUCGAAGCUCGUCUCUAACUGUCUUUUCAGAAUGGGAGGUGCGGCGAUUCUUCUCUCGAACAAACGAUGGGACAGGAGGAGAUCGAAGUACGAGCUUGUUGAUACGGUCAGGACGCACAAGGGAGCUGAUGAUAAAUGCUUUGGCUGCGUAACUCAAGAAGAGGACUCCACGAGUAAGGUUGGUGUGACACUGUCCAAAGAUCUAAUGGCUGUUGCCGGUGAUGCUCUGAAGACGAACAUCACGACGUUGGGACCACUGGUUCUGCCGACAUCUGAGCAGCUCCUGUUCUUUGCGACGUUGGUGGGAAGGAAACUCUUCAAGAUGAAGAUCAAGCCGUACAUCCCGGACUUCAAACUAGCGUUUGAGCAUUUCUGCAUCCACGCGGGAGGAAGAGCUGUUCUCGAUGAGCUGGAGAAGAACUUGAAGCUCUCUGAUUGGCACAUGGAGCCUUCGAGGAUGACGCUCUACCGUUUUGGUAACACGUCAAGUAGCUCUUUGUGGUAUGAGUUAGCGUAUAGUGAGGCUAAAGGAAGGAUCAAGAAAGGUGAUAGGAUCUGGCAGAUUGCUUUUGGUUCAGGGUUUAAGUGCAACAGCUCGGUUUGGAGAGCAGUGAGGUCUGUAAAUCCUAAAAAGGAGAAGAACCCAUGGAUGGAUGAGAUUCAUGAGUUCCCGGUUGAUGUCCCCACACACGCAACAAUCUAGAAACCACUCAGCCAGCGUUGUGUAUUGUUCUGAAGAGACCUCUCUUGUUUUUGUUUUGUUUCCAUGUUCUCUUGAGUUUUCUUAUCUUUGAGAUUCUGCUUUUGUUCCAUUUUCUCUUCCUAAUGAGCUUAGCUUGUUCUUGAUUGGUUGGCAAAUUUACCAACCUUUUUUUAACAUUAUUUCCUCCUUUUUGGGUUUAAAAUAAAUUUCAGAACAAUUUUGUA
Messenger RNA from Raphanus sativus (radish), 1919 nucleotides. RefSeq names its product 3-ketoacyl-CoA synthase 11. NCBI's taxonomy places the organism in Eukaryota, Viridiplantae, Streptophyta, Magnoliopsida, Brassicales, Brassicaceae. Gene Ontology annotation, molecular function: acyltransferase activity, transferring groups other than amino-acyl groups. The record is from RefSeq and is a predicted model, not a curated record. The coding region runs from base 142 to 1695 and encodes 517 amino acids. The transcript has 2 exons. Gene Ontology annotation, cellular component: membrane. Gene Ontology annotation, biological process: fatty acid biosynthetic process.